Messenger RNA from Cylindrotheca closterium, 2379 nucleotides. NCBI's taxonomy places the organism in Eukaryota, Bacillariophyta, Bacillariophyceae, Bacillariales, Bacillariaceae. The record is from the annotation of a GenBank genome assembly.
AUGAAGAGUAAAGCAAGGGACAUUGAAGAGGGUAUCCGCGGUGCGAUUGCUGGUUGGUCUACAAAAUAUGAUGGUUGUUCUUCAAAAAAAGGAAAAGAAGUAUUUGGAGACCCUGGUUCUCAUUUUAAGCAGCUUCCGGAUCCCGUAGACUACAAAAAGAUUGGAGCUCCGACCAAAGAUGGUGACUCCUUUUGCACAAGGACAUGUGGCUGUCUUGGCACAUUCUUGUGGACGAUUCUUGGUUCCUUCAACCAAAUCAUAGGCCUGAUUGUAAUCUUUUUCGCUGUCUUGAUUACAACAUUUUGUUCCUUGCUCAACCCAUACCCAAAAAGAAGUAAAAAGUUUUCUAUUUUCUGUUGUUUUGAAACGAUCAUUGAUCGAGUUGUGAUGGCAAUCUGGAAGAUUAUUGGUAUUCCAUGGAUGAUGAUUCUUUUUUGCGAGCACAACGGUGAUGGUUGGGUUGAACUUUUAGAGAUUUGUACCAAGCAUAAUUACUUCGUGCUGACAUGGUGGCUAGAGAAUGAAUGGAUCCCGAAACUAGGCUAUAGAAGCGACAUCGCAGUUUUCAUUUUUGCAAGAGUCGGAAGGGCAAAUAAAGUAUCUAAGCUUUCGGGCGUUGAUGGCCCAGACGAGGAGACUCAAGCGCGAAGAGAAGUCUCCAUGAGUAUGGUGGAAGAGUUCCGUCGAGAAAAGCGGGACGUCGAUGCGCUUGAGUAUCUGAAGUCAUGUCAUGAAGAAGGAGCCGAUUUGAAUUGGCCCGAUCCAUAUGGCACCACUGUUCUAAGCGUGGCCAUUCGACGCUGUUAUGUUCAGUGUGUGAAUUGGUUGCUAGAACACGAUGACGCUGACCCGAACCGCCAAGACCACUACUACGGGAAUACAGGCAUGCACCUUCUUGUUUAUAGAACUUACACGCUUGGCGAUGGAAAGGCAGCUGCAAUGGUGCGGUUGCUCCUCGACACCAAUAGAUCUGACUUUACCAUUCUUAACUAUCAGGGCAGCACUCCUUACAUGAUGCUGGACGAUCCAAGCAAUUUUACAGAAUGUGCAAACGCACUAAAACCAAGACCUUCCUUUGACCAACUGAAAAAGCUUCUGAAGAAGAAGAAGAAAAGUGCCAGGCAGAAGUGCGAUGACAUCUAUAAGUUAAUCAGCAAAAGUCACAAUGGCGAUAGAAGCUUGCAUCAUCUUCAUGUGAUUGAUAUGCUUUUCUGUGCCAACGAAGGUUCGCACAAAGAGUUGGAGAGUCGACGGAAAACCAUCUUCGAUGACUUCUUGAAGCAGGUGUUGUUGCUCUCGACCCAAGAAGUCUCUGAUGACGACAAGCUAACCCAUGACGAUGUAGCACUUCUUCGUUGGAUGUAUUAUCAAUCAGCGGGCCCCCCUGGGACCACCAAGGAAGAAGCAAGAGGGGCCUAUAUUGAAGAGUUCAAUAAACUUCUUGAAGAUGCCCAAAAAAGUAUUGAAAAGCGGUAUGGCGAAGUCUACAAAUCAUUGGAAUCCGAAAAAGAGGCCGAUGAGUUUUUCGACAUUGGCCGUGAGCUGUAUUACACCGCCCCCAAACAAAAACUGAGACAUUCGACAUUCCUGCCUCUUCCUGACUUCAUCCGUAACCAAAAUGGUAUCCAAGCUGUUCGUGACUUGAAAGCAGUUGGUGCCAUCCAAAACUCUGGUGACUUUUGCGAUCUCCUCCAAGGUCGCCACCGACUGUUUGGUGAUCAGCCUCUCAUUGGAUUGUUCUUGGGCGACCCCAGAAAUUCGGCGCCUUAUUGGAGGAGUCUGUUGCUAAUCUGGCAGAUUUGUCUUCAAGAAAUUAUCAAGGAGGAGUUCGAAGAGAAGAUGAGCGCCAUAGCAGACAACGUCGAAGGUGUCUCAUUCAAGAGUGCUCCGGGCGUCAAAGGAUUCCUUCGAUCAUAUGAAAAGACAGAGGAAUAUGGCCAAGAAUUUUCGGAAGGUGUUGAUGCUUCGAUGAGAGUUAUUGAUGGACUUCGGUGCAGCUUCAUUGUUGAUUCGCUUUCUCAGAAUCUUCAAGUUGGCAAAUUGAUUGAGAGUACGUUUGGGGUAGCACGAACCAAGAAUCUGCACCAGCGUGGUAAUGUCAGGUAUGCGGAUCGGAAAUACAAUGUUGUGUUUGUGAGCGAUAGGAAAGUAGAUGGAGUCAGAGGCCCCAUCCAGGUGAUUUGCGAAGUUCAAGUAUUGCUUAAGAAAUACGACGCAAUCAAGGCGGAUGGACACUUGCUGUACGAGUUCCAGCGAGAGCCAGAACAAAAGGCGCCAUUGAAUCUUCGCUCAAUUGACAGAAACGUCGCCAAACUCUGUAAUUGUUUUGGUAUGUGCUGUGAACAUUUCUUGGACAAUUGUUUAGAUUGUCAAAUAUAA